UCUGUCCCUCUUAAUAGAGUCAGACACUAGUUGAUGGCAAUUUUCUCCUCAUCAGACAGGACUGGACUCAUCUACUGACGAAUGACUACGGGCAGCGCACUAAUUGUGGGUCUUGAGGGGAUGGUAUCUGACGCUUCCGUGGGAACUCUCUCCAAUAGGAAUCAUACAGCUACAGGCUCGCUCUAAAUGCGGACAUGGGUGUUUCUCCACGCACGCAUUUCCACGCACUUGUGUUCCUGGUCCUACCAUUUCGGCAGUAAUCGGCACCUAUUCCCGUUCACGCCUUCGCGUUUUGCCUGUUGGUGCCACUCUUGACAACUUUGCGUGUCGCGGCAGGAAGCACUUUCUGCGUGGAUUCAUCUGCAGGAAUGGUUCACAAGAGCGCGCCGCGUCCUCAUGCCUUUAGGAAACAAGUUGAGACGAGCCUGGCGCUGACCAUGCUGGACCCAGUCACCGUUUCUUACAAUUAAGGACAUAAUGAGCAACCACAAGGGCGGAGGAAUGGCAUCGAAGGAUCGGCUGUACGAGCUGUGGAUGUUGUACUACACAAAGAAAGACGUGGGCUACCUGCAGCAGUGGCUGGAGGCGUUCGUGGCGUCCUUUGAGCGGCUCAUUGAUGUGCAGUCGCUGGAGCCCCGGAGGCUGGAGGACAGCAGCUCCGAGGUGCCGCUGCUCCCCAGGGAGGUGCUGGUGCUGCUCAGCACCCAGCUGUGGCACAGCGUGCUGCACCUCUCCCGCUCCGCCGAGGACAAUGGCAGCACCCCCCACCCGCUGCUCCUCAUCAAGUUCUUCAUCAUCGUGUGCAGGAAUAUGGAGAACAUCGACCCAGAGAAAACCCCCGGUUUUGUGUUUGAGACCAUCAAGCUUUUGGAUUUCUGCCUGGGACAGCUGAAGAAGGGAGACGGGGAGCAGUCGUCCCUGAAGCUGGUGGUCCAGUAUGGACUCGUGCUGUGCGAGAGCCUGUUUGACCCCUAUCAGACGUGGAGGAGACGCCUGGCGGGGGAGGAGGUGAGCCUGCUGGAGAGGAACAAGUAUAAGUUCUCGCCGCUCGCCUUGCCAGAGGAGCUGCCUGCUCUCUUCCACGAAAGUCUACAGGGAAGCGAGUCGAUCCCAGAGGCGCUCACGCUCCGGCUGGUCCAUCUCCAGGGCGCGGUCAUCAGCGGAGGAAAGAAGAACGCCCUCCUCUCCGUCACACCUCAGUCAGUGGAGGACCUGUUCGCGGUGCUGCGGGCCUGGUGCUGCCGGGCCUCCCCUCAGCCCAAGGACGCGGGGCUGCCGCGGCUGACCCUGCGGUGCCUGACGGCCAUGAUCCACCUGCUGCACGCCAGCAGCCCCGCGGAGCGGCAGGUGGAGAUCAAGGCCAUACUGGAGAGCUACUUCCAGCUCCUCAACUGGAACCGCCCGCCGAGCGGCGACCCGCCGCGCAGGCAGAACUGGGAGGACAGCCUGAUCUCGCUCCAGAGUCAAAUGCUGACUGCGGUUCCUGAGAUCCUCCAGUGCUCUGAUAGACCAGUGCUGCAGGCCGUCUUCCUCAACAACAACUGCUUCGAGCACAUCCUGAGGCUGAUCCAGAACAGCAAGCUCUUUCAGAGCAACAGGCGUAAGCUGGAACUUGAGGUUGUGAGUGACCUCACAGAGAUCGAAGUGGACCAGGUUUUGGACAAGGGCUCAGACAGUAUUACAGUCCACGCACUAGGAGUCCUCACAGCUAUAAUGAGCAACUCUCCCUCUGCAAAGGAGGUUUUCAAAGAGAGGAUUGGCUACCCCCAGCUAUUCGAUGUGCUGAAGAGUCAAGGUCAACCCACCAAAAGGCUGCUGCAGGAGCUGAUGAACAUGGCCGUGGAGGGGGAGCACGCCCACGCUCACCACCUUGGCAUCAGCAACGACCAGCCGCUGCUGCUGCUCCUGCAGUGGCUCCCUGAGCUGUCGGGUCAGCGGGACCUUCAGCUCCUGGUGGCCCAGUGGUUGACCACGGUGUGCAGCGGCUCCUUGUCCUGCCGCACCGUCGCGGUGGAGGCGGGCAUGAUGGGGGCGCUGCUGCAGGUGCUCUCCCAGCCCCACAAUCUGGAUCGACAGUGUGCGGACGCCCUGCUGGGCCUCCUGCAGCACCUGGGCUCGCUGUGUCUGAGGCCAGAGGAGCUGAAGAGCCUCCUCCGGCUGCUGAGGGUGGAUCGGGACAGCGGCUCGGUGCCGUGGAGGGUGCACCCGUACUGCACCCGGAUCAUCCGCGUGCUGUCGGCCAUGGCGGCCAGAGAGGGCCAGGCCAGUGCCCUGCAGUACUUUGACCUCACGCCCCCCAUGACGGGCAUUAUGGUGCCCACGGUGCAGCGCUGGCCGGGCAGCGGCUUUGCGUUCCACGCCUGGCUCUGCCUCAACAUGGAGUUCCCCUCCUGUCACUCGGACUUUUCCAACAAUCGCAAGCCCUCCUCCGUUGCCUUCGGGUCUGGAGCUCAGCACGACAUCGGAAAAGGGCCGCGCCGGAAGCAGCUCUACAGCUUCUUCACAGCUAGUGGAACUGGGCUGGAGGCCUUCUUCACCAUGGAGGGCGUGCUGGUGGUGGCCGUUUGCACUAAGAAGGACUACAUGGCCGUGGCGCUGCCGGAGGUGCCGCUGGCGGACUCGCAGUGGCAUUCCGUCGCUAUAGUCCACAUCCAAGGCCGCCGGCCCUUUGGUCAGAAUCUGGUCACCAUCUACGUCGACGGAGAGCAGCGAAAAACCGCUCAGCUUCGCUUUCCGUCUCUCAGUGAGCCUUUCACCUCCUGCUGCAUCGGCUCUGCAGGCCAUCGGACCACCACCACCACCACCUCCCCCAACCUGCCCAUGACCUCGUCCUCCAGCCCGUCGCCCGAGUUCGCCUUUCCCGCCCACGCCCCCUCUCUCAUUCGCUCGCAGUCCUUUCCGGCCUCCUUCGCGGGAGGCCGCUGGGGGCCGACGGUGGGGGAACCCGUUCACACCAUCCCAGCGGGACUGCAGGACACAGAGUGGGGAACCCCCACAUCCCUGGAUGGUCUGUUGGGCACUGCCUUCAUCUGCCAUGAGGCCCUGCAGCAGAAUCAGGCAAAGGCUCUGUUUGCUGCAGGCCCCAAUCACGUGUCCUUAUUCAAAGCGGAUGGAGAGUUGUCUGAUCUGAACGGCAAGCUUUUGCUCUACUACACUCCACAGGCCUUCAAGAGCCAAAUAUGCCUGGACCUCUCUCCAAACCACCAGUAUGACGGCAGGCUGACGGGACACAGGGUGGUGAACUGGGACAUCAAGGAUGUUCUAAACGUGGUGGGUGGGAUCGGCGUUUUGCUUCCCCUGCUGGAGCAGGUGUGUGAGGCUGAGCAGGCUUACAACGGUGGCCAGGAGAUCUCCGACCUGCUGGGACCCGAGCUCACUUCCUCCAGAGGCCCCGCUGCCAUGUUGCUCCCACUGAACAAGUCUGCAGAGGGCCGACUAGAAAGGAACAGCGUGGCUGCCUUCCUGCUGCUGGUGAAGAACCUGAUUCGCAACCACCCCGUCAACCAGGAGAGCCUGCUGCACUGCCACGGGCCCAGCGUCAUAGGAGCCAUGCUCGGCAAAGUUCCAGGCAGCAUGAUGGACAUGAACGUGUUAAUGGCGUGUCAGCUGCUGCUGGAGCAGGUUUACAACGAGGGCAACAGCCCACUCCUGCAGCAGCUCUACCAGCACCUGCUCUUCGACUUCCGCGUGUGGACCAGGAGCCACUUCGCCGUGUGUCUGGCCCACGUGCAGUACCUGGCGUCGGUGAUCAACAAAAGCAAGCAGCGGAUGAAGCGGAAGUACGGCGUUCAGUACCUGCUGGACACGAUCCGGACCCACUACAGCGCGGAGAAGGACGGCAGCGCUCUGUCUGAGGAGAAGCAGACCAUUCAGACGUCGCUGUUCGCUCUGCUCAAAGACUUCCUCAAGUCUCCCUCACCCGAGGAGCUUCACUGCGUCUUCGCCUACAUUCUGUCCGUAGCGGAGGAGCGACAGGUGGUCAGGGCCUUGGAGGUGCUGUACGACCUCCUGAGGAACAACCCUCCCCGCGAGCAGGUGCAGGCCGUGCUGCUGGACUGGGGCGCGGAGCAGCUCUACUGCCUGCUGCUCAGCCCCAGCUUCGGGGACGAGGCCCGAGAGAUGGUCUUCAGGGUCCUAUACAAACUCCUGAAGAGCGAGCGCGUGUCCGAGCGCAAUAAGCAGCGGCUGAAGCUGAAGGACUUCGGUUACUGUGGGCUGGUGUAUUGCCUUGAAAACAUCCCUGUCACCAUGACCACUGUGCGCUGUCUGUACGAGCAGGUCCUCGCUACAGAUGCCAGCCCAAACUUCAGAGACCUUCUGGCUGUGGUGUCUCUGUCCCACCGAGCCGAGCUCACCGUCCGUUUGGACGUCUGUCGAAAGCUCUUUCAUCUGAUCUACUCCAACGAUGAGCACGUCAAGCAGCUUGCUAGGCAGCCCAGCUGGCAGGACAUCCUCACCAAACUCUACGUGAAGGAGUCCUACGAGUCCCGACCCGGCAGCCUCGCGGGCUCCAGCAGCAACAGCCUGGACCCGGGCUACCGGCCGCCUCUGCACCGGGGUCAGCCUGUGGUCGUGGAGGAGAACGUGCCCAAGGAGAUGUUCCUGAGCUACCGCAGCUCGCAGGACAUGGAGGACGAGGAGGAGGAGGAAGGCGGCCAGCGGGACACGUCGGAGGGGUUCUCGGAUCUGUCCCAGUCCCCCGUCAGCGGUGGCGGGGACCCGCUGAAAGCCUUCACUGGCUCCCUCCAUUUCAAGUCCUUCGAUUCGGUGGAGCAGGAGAGCCACUCGUCCUCCACCUCCAAUCCGGUGGACGUGGCCUCGCCUCGUCCGGACGAAGAGGGGAGAGAUUACCAGCCCCUCUCUCCCUUCGGAACCUCGCCCUUGGACUUGGAUUUGGGAGGCACGGGAGAUACGGGUACACACACUCCUGCAGGCAGCCAGACAAACACGCCGUCCCCUCUGGAGAGUUACAAACCGUUCCCACCGCUCAGGCCCAGGAAGAGCUCCAGCCUGUCCAACGUCCUGGAUGAAUCCAGCUACGGGACGGACCCUCCUACGGGAGACACGGUGUCCAAUACAUCCAACCCUCAGCAGACGCCGGAGGAGGAGCUGUGCAACCUCCUCACCAACAUCAUCUUCUCCGUCCUGUGGACCGGCAGCGGCGCCGAGGGGACGGAGGACGUGGCGUGGAGGGAGAGGGGACAGGUCUUCUCCGUUCUCACCAAGCUGGGCUCCUCCUGCCAACUCGUGCGCCCCCCGGACGACAUCAAACGCAGCUUGCUGGAGAUGAUGCUGGAAUCGUCUCUGUCGGACCUGAGGGACGCCCAGGGAGUGUCCCUUCCUUUCUGUCCCAGCCUGGUUCGGCUCCUCAGGCUGUUGCAGGACUUCCUGUUUGCUGAGGGCACAGACAACAACGCACUGUGGAGUGAAAAGAUCUUCGAGGGGGUGGUGAACCUGCUGGACAGGUUGCAGGCGUGGCACAGCACCCCCGGCAGCCCCGGCAACACGGAGCUGAAGGAGAUGGCCCAGAUCGGCCUGCGCAUCAUCACCGGAUACAUCCAGCAGCAGCACUCGCAGGUGUGUGUCAUGGCCUACGUGAAGCUCCACAGCCUGCUCCAGACCGUGCUGUGUCUGAGCUGGGAGGAGGUGUGCUUCCUGCUGGGCCAGCUGGGCGCCCCCCUGUGGCCGGGAGGCGUCACGGACGGCGCCGGCUGCGCCCACCCGGAGACCUUCACCCAGCUGGUGCCCAUCGUGCGCACGCUGCUCGACCAGCACGCCGACCCCGGCACCCUCCACGGCCUGCUGCCCAACCUGCCCGUCACCAACGGCAGCGCCACCUUCGCCCAGGACCUGAAGGCCUACUGUCACUCGCCCGAGUGGCAGGAGUUCUAUCAGCAGCAGGUGCAGCCCACCAAGGAGCAGUACGAGCUGGACACGUUUGGCAGGAGUCACGACAUCAUGUCCAAUUUCUGGAACUCCUGCUUCGACGACGUGAUGAGCUCGGCCCUGAAACGGGAAAAGGAGCGAUCCGACAGCAAAUCGAAGUUCCAGGAAGUGAUCGUGGACCCGCACAUGAAGCGGGUCAAAGGUGAGAACACGCGGUACCACAGCUGGCAGAAGCAGAGCUCCAGCCAGCAGGGGGUGGUGUGGCAGCACUGGAGAGCCCUGCGCAGACUCCUGAGCAGCGAGAGGGGAGCGUGGGCCAACAGAGCUCAGCCAGAGGUCAAAUGGAAGUUGUCCGGUGCAGAGACGUAUUCAAAGAUGCGUCUCAAGCUUGUGCCCAACUACAACUAUGAUGCUCACAUCGAGCCCAGUGCCCUGAGGGACAACAUGGGAGCGGACAGCCCUCGGAGCUCCGAGCCCAUCCCACUGGCCGUCGCCAAGGAAGCCAAAGUGAGCGACAUGGAGGACGAUCAGCUGGGAGAAGAGGACCUGGUGUUUGUGGACAACAAGGAGGAGGGAGAAGAUGAGAACCAGAAGGAGAAACUGGUUCUGUCCGAGGACUGUGAGCUCAUCACCAUCGUGGCCGUGGUUCCGGGUCGCCUGGAGGUCACCACACAUCAUCUGUACUUCUACGACGGCAGCAGCGAGAAGGAAGAAACGGAGGAAGGGAUUGGGUUCGAUUUCAAGAGGCCUCUGUCGCACCUUCGCGAGGUUCAUUUGAGGCGCUACAACCUGCGGCGGUCCGCACUGGAGCUCUUCUUCAUAGACCAGUCUCACUACUUCAUCAACUUCAGGAAGAAGGUGCGGAACAAAGUCUAUUCCAGGAUCCUGGGGCUGCGGCCUCCCAACCUGUUCUACUUUGGGUCCCGCUCCCCCCAGGAGCUGCUGAAGGCAUCUGGGCUCACACAGAAAUGGGUCUGCAGAGAAAUCUCGAACUUUGAGUAUUUGAUGCAGCUGAACACCAUCGCUGGACGCACAUACAACGACCUGUCGCAGUAUCCUGUGUUCCCCUGGGUCCUGUCCGACUACACCUCUGCCACUCUGGACCUGGACGACCCGACGGUUUUCCGAGACCUGUCCAAACCCAUAGGUGUUGUGAACCCCAAGCACGCGCAGAACGUCAAGGAAAAGUACGAGAGCUUCGAGGACCCGACCGGCACCAUUGACAAAUUCCACUAUGGCACACACUACUCGAAUGCAGCAGGAGUCAUGCACUACAUGAUCCGCAUGGAGCCGUUCACCACGCUGCACAUCCAGCUGCAGAGCGGCAGGUUCGACUGCGCUGACAGACAGUUCCACUCGGUGGCGGCGGCCUGGCAGGCUCGCAUGGAGAGUCCCGCCGACGUCAAGGAGCUCAUCCCGGAGUUUUUCUACUUCCCGGAGUUCCUGCAGAACAUGAACGGCUUCGACCUGGGACAGCUGCAGAUAUCUCAGGAACAGGUGACGGACGUCGUGCUGCCUCGCUGGGCCGCAUCGCGAGAGGACUUCAUCCGGAAACACAGAAAAGCCCUGGAGUGUGAGCACGUGUCCAGUCACCUCCAUGAGUGGAUCGACCUGAUCUUUGGCUGCAAGCAGAGGGGCGAGGAGGCGGUGAACGCCCUCAACGUCUUCUACUACUGCACCUACGAGGGUGCCGUCGACCUGGACGCGAUAGCCAACGAGAACGAGCGCAAGGCCCUGGAAGGCAUCAUCAGCAACUUCGGACAGACGCCCUGUCAGCUGCUCAAGGAGCCUCAUCCCACUCGUAUGUCGGCUCAGAACGUGUCCAGACGGCAGGCCCGCCUCGACACGCUGCCCCCUAAUAUAUUUGAGCAGCUCAAGAAGCUCCGGCCGUUCGUGGAGGUGGUGAGCGACGGCCUCCCUCUGGUGCAGGCUGUGGUACCGAAGAACCAGAACCGCUCCUUCAUCAUCCAGGGCUCAGAUAUACUGGUGACUGUGAGUUCAAACGGCCUGAUAGGGACACACAGCUGGCUGCCCUACGACAAAAACAUCGCCAACUAUUUCACUUUCACUAAAGAUCCGACGAUGACUAAUCCUAAAACGCAGCGCUUCCUGAGCGGACCGUUCUCCCCUGGGGUGGAGAUCAGCGCUCAGGUUCUGGUGGUGUCCACCGACGGCCGCCUUCUGUUCAGCGGGGGACACUGGGACUGCAGCCUGCGUGUGACUCAGCUGGCCAAGGGCAAGCUGGUGGGCAGGAUCUGCCGACACGUUGAUGUUGUCACUUGCCUGGCUCUGGAUCUCUGUGGCAUCUACCUCAUCUCUGGUUCAAGGGACACGUCCUGCAUCGUGUGGCAGGUUCUACAGCAGGGGGGCUUCUCCAGCGGCUUGUCUCCGCGGCCGGUGCAGGUCCUCUCCGGACACGACCAGGAGGUCACAUGUGUGGCUAUCAGCACGGAACUGGACACGGCUGUGUCAGGGUCAAAGGACGGGACCGUCAUCGUUCACACUGUGCGGCGCGGCCUGUUCCUGCGAAGCCUGCGGCCCCCCAGCGACGUGCCCACACACAUCUCUGCCCUGCAGGUGGGCAUGGAGGGCCACAUAGUGGUGCAGACCUCGCAGGGCGAGCGCUCCAACAGGAAGGGCAGGGACUCCGUGCAUGUGUACUCUGUUAACGGCUGCCUGCUGGCCUCCUUCACCGUGGAGGAGCAGGUGACCGCUGUCCACCUGGUGUCUGAAUACGUCAUCCUGGGCUCGAUGCAGGGCGGCCUCCACGUACGAGACCUGUACAGCCUUGAUGCGCUGAUAACGCCCCUGGCUUUGAAGGUCCCCAUAAGGAGUGUGUCUGUCACAAAGGAGAGCAGCCACAUCCUGGUGGGACUGGAGGACGGGAAGCUCAUCGUGGUGGGGGCAGGGAAGCCCGAGGAGGUUCGCUCAGGACAGUUCUCUCGUCGCCUGUGGGGCUCCACACGCCGGAUCUCCCAGGUGUCGUCGGGGGAAACUGAGUACAAUCCCACUGAGAACACUGGGAAAUGAGAGGAGCCCUGGUGGAGGCGCUCCGUGGACUGGGUCGCAGACGCCACCAGCUCAACUUACCAGCUGGGAAACUGUCCUCAGCAGCGAUACACUCAGCACUUUUUACUCGUAGACGAUUUCAGAUUUUGUGGUGUGUGCGCGCGUGUGUGUGUGUCCUUUUGACAGUUGUACUGUUUUUAAUCAGCAGCAUUCCAAAGAGUGGCCUUGUUUUGUGUUCGAGACGAGUUCAGCGUUUUAUGGCUGUGAACUGUUGUCAGGCUGCAGAUGCACUGAGUCAUAUUUCAGGGCAGUGACUCACUCUGAUGCACAUUGGGCCUCAGACAUGAGAGGCAACGCUGUGAAGGCCCAGGCACAGCUGGGCAUCUACUUAAAACUCCUGGAAACUUGAAAAAAACUACAAUAGGCAUCGCUUGAGAUUUCCAUGUUGCAAUACUGGCGGAACCCACGAGAGGGUCGACUGUGGAGGAGGAAGACACUGGGUGCAACUGGUGCUUCAGGAACCAGUGCCGCGCUGACACUGGCACCAGGCGUGCACCAUAAUACCACAAUAACGCUUCGUGCGAUCUGCAACUGUUACACUGAAGCAAAUAGCUGCUUUAUCGUCAUGUAUGUGAAAUACAUUGUCUCCUGUGGCGCUUGGAUGCAGUAAAGCUCAAGGGGAGAUUGUUCUGUUGCCUUCACAGGUGAUCAUGUACUAGUCUUGUAUUUCUCUGUUGUCCCCUGACUGUAUCUGUGUUAUCUGACCUGCGAAGUGCCUUUUUUUUACCUGGUGAGUAAACACUGGGUCCCAAUCAUCGCUUCCCCGCGUGAGCUCGCUGGGAAAAAGGGGGUUUUGUCCCCAGUUGCGCUGAUUCUUCAACCCGCUUCCUGCUCACAUGGACGAGAUGCUACUGAAGUGAGCGGAGCGGCGGCUGAGGACACGUCUGGGGACGCGGCGGCUUUGAAACACGUGAGCAGCAAGUGAGCGAGCUGCGGAAGAAUGCACUUCCUGCCUGCUACGUUUGUUUGCUCUGCUGUGGUUGGACAGAGCGGUUGUUAUGCAGUGUCAUGAGGGGAGAGAGACAAAGAAUGCAAUUUGGGAGAAUGCAAUACCCACAGUGCAUACAACACUGGACACAGUGGCCUAGUAUUUGUAAGUGAUGCUCAGAAUAACCCUAAAUGUAAGUAAGGAGUUGGGAAAACGUGCUUUGCUGAUCUUAAACUGUAGUUUUAGUCUGUCUAAAGUCACUUUUUUAUGAAUUAUGCAACCAUGAUGUUUGAAUACAGGUGAUGAUUUGCUACUGCUUGUACUGAAAUCAGUUUAUGUAAUACUGCUGUUUUUGUCUACAUGUUAUGAAUGUAAUAUUUCACUCUACUAUGCAGAGACUUUGAUUUAGGUUCAUUUAAUCCACUGAGGUCAGAACAGAAUUGUUACAGUCCUCCAUGAAGCGGGACUCUUGAUUCUUGCUGUAUAUAAUGUGAUUUUAGUAUUGUUGGGUUCAGAAUGCUCGUAGAAAAAGCCGCCUUUGAGGCCAACACUGCCUUCUUCUUCUCUCUUUAACCCCUGUGAUUCAACAUUUGUAUCUUUCUUGAAAGAUGUUGAGAAUACACUUUUUAAAAAGCA
This is a messenger RNA of Betta splendens (Siamese fighting fish), 10519 nucleotides long. RefSeq names its product neurobeachin-like 2 (gene nbeal2). The transcript has 55 exons. Gene Ontology annotation, cellular component: membrane; cytosol. Gene Ontology annotation, biological process: intracellular protein localization. Lineage: Eukaryota; Metazoa; Chordata; Actinopteri; Anabantiformes; Osphronemidae. Bases 478 to 8916 code for a protein of 2812 amino acids. Gene Ontology annotation, molecular function: protein kinase binding. The record is from RefSeq and is a predicted model, not a curated record.